GUCUGUAUCACGAUCUACACUGAACUGGAAUCAGCUUUCAGAAUGUAAAAUGAUUAUUCCACUGUGAAUGCUAGGACUACAAUUUUAUCAGCCCUCCAAAAAGAAUUCAUCAGCUUGUGAGAAAGCUGUGAGAUCCCAGUGUUCAAUAGUCAUUUCUUGGAAUUUCCAAGACGUGCGGUAGCAACAGAACCUGUGGUCUAAUUGGGCUCAACUCUUACGUUUUUCUCGGUUUGAGGUCGGAUCACUUGCAAGUGCACCCUACAUUCCAGGUGUGCAUGCAGCAAUGAGGAAUAGGGAGAGUGGAUUUCCAUAUCUGAUCAUCUGCUUCAUGCUGAUGAUCCUCUGGAAGACGAGGUCCGUUUCUGCUGAUGCUGCCACCAACGCCUUCAAGACCAACAUCACCCUGUUCACCCGCAUCCUGGACCGCCUCCUGGACGGCUAUGACAACCGCCUGCGUCCAGGACUGGGGGAUCGUGUGACAGAAGUGACGACCAACAUCUACGUCACCAGCUUUGGCCCCGUGUCAGACACAGAUAUGGAAUACACUAUCGACGUCUUCUUCCGGCAGAGCUGGAAAGAUGAAAGGUUGAAGUUUGAGGGACCAAUGAACAUUUUGCGACUGAACAAUUUGAUGGCCAGUAAGAUCUGGACUCCAGAUACAUUUUUCCACAACGGCAAGAAGUCAGUCGCCCACAACAUGACCAUGCCCAACAAGCUACUGAGGAUCCAAGAUGAUGGUACUCUGCUCUACACCAUGAGGUUAACAGUUCAUGCUGAGUGUCCCAUGCAUCUAGAAGAUUUCCCCAUGGACUUCCACUCCUGUCCCCUGAAGUUUGGCAGCUAUGCCUACACCAUGUCGGAGGUGACGUAUGCCUGGACCUACAACGCCUCAUCCUCCGUUGUGGUGGAGGAGGAGAGCUCCCGUCUCAACCAGUACGACCUGGUGGGGAAAACUGCAGGACAAGAAACCAUCAAGUCUAGCACAGGUGAAUACACGGUGAUGACUGCACACUUCCACCUGAAGAGGAAGAUCGGUUACUUUGUUAUCCAGACGUACCUGCCCUGCAUCAUGACUGUCAUCCUGUCUCAGGUCUCUUUCUGGCUCAACAGGGAGUCCGUCCCUGCCAGGACGGUGUUUGGGGUGACCACUGUGCUGACCAUGACCACCCUCAGCAUCAGCGCCCGGAACUCCCUCCCCAAGGUGGCCUACGCCACAGCCAUGGACUGGUUCAUCGCCGUCUGCUACGCCUUUGUGUUCUCCGCCCUCAUUGAGUUUGCCACCGUCAACUACUUCACCAAGCGCGGGUGGGCGUGGGACGGGAAGAGCAUUGUGAAUGACAAGAAAAAAGAGAAGGCAUCUGUCGUGAAGAAGAACAACGCGUAUGCCGUAGCAGUGGCCAACUAUGCACCCAACAUCACCAAGGACUCAGGCCUGCCCACCAUCGCCAAGGGCGGAGUGUCCGACCCUGGCAAGACCAAGGUGGAGGGCAAGGCCGCGGACAGCAAGAAAACGUUUAACAGCGUGAGUAAGAUUGACCGGAUGUCGAGGAUAAUGUUCCCUGUUCUGUUUGGAAGCUUUAACCUGGUCUACUGGGCCACCUACCUAAACAGAGAACCUGUCAUUAAGGAUAUGGUCCCAUCCAAUUAAAGACUCGACUCUGAAUUCGGGGACUAAGAGACAAACCAAAACCACCAGUAACUGUAGGCCUGAGCCGUACAGCCAGCCCACCCCUGGAUGCUUUGGGACCCUCUUUCUUCUCUUUUCUACACCAAUUUCUGCUUUUUAAAUAACUGCCUUUGUAAAUGUGUAUGUAUUUAUAUUUCUGAGUUAUGUGUGUUUGGUGGUAUAAUCUGUAAAUAGUAUUUAAAUCUGUGUGCUUUCUAUUUUCCAUUCACCCUAAGGUGUUGAGAA
Hypomesus transpacificus is the source of this 1912-nucleotide messenger RNA. RefSeq names its product gamma-aminobutyric acid receptor subunit alpha-2. The transcript is spliced from 10 exons. Lineage: Eukaryota; Metazoa; Chordata; Actinopteri; Osmeriformes; Osmeridae. Gene Ontology annotation, cellular component: synapse; GABA-A receptor complex; dendrite membrane. Bases 284 to 1648 code for a protein of 454 amino acids. The record is from RefSeq and is a predicted model, not a curated record. Gene Ontology annotation, biological process: nervous system process; monoatomic ion transmembrane transport; regulation of postsynaptic membrane potential. Gene Ontology annotation, molecular function: GABA-A receptor activity; inhibitory extracellular ligand-gated monoatomic ion channel activity; transmitter-gated monoatomic ion channel activity involved in regulation of postsynaptic membrane potential.